Messenger RNA from Tripterygium wilfordii, 1303 nucleotides. RefSeq names its product homeobox protein knotted-1-like 6. The transcript is spliced from 5 exons. The record is from RefSeq and is a predicted model, not a curated record. Lineage: Eukaryota; Viridiplantae; Streptophyta; Magnoliopsida; Celastrales; Celastraceae. The coding region runs from base 243 to 1223 and encodes 326 amino acids. Gene Ontology annotation, cellular component: nucleus. Gene Ontology annotation, biological process: regulation of DNA-templated transcription. Gene Ontology annotation, molecular function: DNA binding.
AUCACAGUCCCCAAGGACACUUGCAGUUCUACUUCUUCUCUCUGCCUCUCCAAUUCCAGCAAAUCCCAACUUUCAGUUUACUGCACACCAAAACCAAGACCUAUCUCAUGAUUUCUUUACAUAUUACUUAGCAUUUAAUCAUUUCUAUUUUCUCUCUUCUCUUCUGUAGAAAUACAGUAGCCAGAAAGAGAGUAACCGCCUGAGUUAGAGAGAGAGAGGGGAGGGCAACAGUGGCUUCAAUUAUGGAUGGAAUGUACGGUCUGUACUCAACCGGAGAGUACUCGGACGAAGCCUUGAUGACUCCGGACAAUCUGAUCCUUCCCUCGGAUUACCAUGGUUUUCUCGCCUCGGAUCGGAUUCCGCUUUUCGGAUCAGAUGAGCUAUUCUCCGCCGCCGCAUCUGCCAUAUCCGAGGCCGCCUCAUCCAUCACACCUGGAAUUCGACAGCAACAACAGCAGGAACCACGACAACGCGAGGAAGACACUUCCUACGGCAUCAUCAAGGCCAAAAUCGCAUCUCAUCCGAGCUAUCCUCGCUUGCUUCAAGCCUACAUCGACUGCCAGAAGGUUGGGGCGCCACCGGAAAUUGCGUUUUUGUUAGACGAAAUCCGUAGAGAAAACGACCUUUGCAAGCAAGACAUCGCUUCAACGUGCCUGGGAGCUGAUCCGGAGCUCGAUGAGUUCAUGGAAACCUACUGCAAAAUAUUGACGAAGUAUAAAUCUGAUCUAGCAAGGCCGUUUGAUGAAGCAACCACGUACUUGAACAAGAUUGAAAUGCAGUUUCGCAAUCUCUGUACAGGUGCCACCAUUAGAAGCGUUUCGGAUGAAGGUGACGUAUCAACGGAUGAGGAUUUCAGCGGAGGGGAAGUGCAUGUCCAAGAAUCUCAAGCGAGGGAUGAAGAGCGCGAUCUUAAAAAUAAGCUUCUCAGAAGGUUUGGAAGUCACAUUGGUUCAUUGAAGAUGGAGUUUUCCAAGAAGAAGAAGAAAGGAAAGCUUCCAAAGGAAGCAAGGCAAACCCUACUUGAGUGGUGGAAUGUUCAUUAUAAAUGGCCAUACCCUACGGAAGCUGACAAGAUAUUUUUGGCUGAAACCACUGGGCUUGAUCAGAAGCAAAUCAAUAACUGGUUCAUAAACCAACGGAAGCGACAUUGGAAUCAAUCAGAGAACAUGCAGUUUUCUCUCCAAGAUAAUCUCUCGGGACACUUUUUUCCAACGGAUAAUUGAAGAGCUAGCAUGUACAUUCUCCAUUAAUGUGGUAUAUACUAAUUUGCAUAAUUGGAUCCAUGUACAUACCGUGAUUCAAA